Iphiclides podalirius (scarce swallowtail) is the source of this 1038-nucleotide messenger RNA. The record is from the annotation of a GenBank genome assembly. NCBI's taxonomy places the organism in Eukaryota, Metazoa, Arthropoda, Insecta, Lepidoptera, Papilionidae.
AUGGCGGGUUUUACGGAGAAUGCAUUAAUACGUAAGUUACAAGAUUUGAAUUCAAGCCAACAGAGCAUUCAAACAUUAUCAUUAUGGUUAAUACACCAUCGAAAACAUCACGCUGCCGUAGUAAAAACUUGGUUUAAAGAAUUGUUAAAAGCAAAAGAUAGCAAACAACUCACUUUUAUGUACCUGGCUAAUGAUGUGAUACAAAAUAGUAAAAAGAAAGGCCCAGAGUAUGGUAAAGAGUUUGGUGAAGUUUUGAUAGAAUCAUUUCAACAUAUGGCUAAGACUGGCAUAAAUGCAAAAACUAAGCAUUCAUUACACCGAAUAUUAUCUAUUUGGCAAGAAAGAGGAGUGUAUGAUGCCCAGAAAAUACAAGAAUUUAAAGAAGCCAUGGAUCCAAAUGAUGCAAUCCCUAUUAAAGGGAGCAAACGUAAAUCGUUAGAUGUUGAUGUAAAAGAGUCUGAAAAGAAGCCAAAGCUAGAAAAUAAGGAAAACCGUGAACGACGUAAAAGUGAAACUAAGGUAGAAGUUGACGGCCAUGUUGAAACACAUGUGACACUCAGUCCAAAAACUCCUCCAGGAGAUCCCCCUGAACCUGAAGAUUUAAUUAAGGCAUUACUAGAAUUAGAAUCAAGUGCCUCGAGUGAUGAAGCAGUGAGGGAGCGAAUUGCCUCAUUGCCCCCGGAAGUAUCCGAAGUGCAAUUAUUGUCUAAACUAGAAGAUAAAGAAUCAGCACAAAGCCUUAGUGCAGUGGUAAACUCUGCUGUGGAACUCUUGGCUGAGUAUAACCUUAGGCUGUCCGAAGAGUUAGAGAAGAGAAGACGAGUGGCUGGCAUGUUAAGAGAUUUUGCUCAAGCACAGAAAGAUCUUGCUAAGCAGGCUGAGGCAAGGCUUGAGGAAUAUAACAUAAAGUUGCAGAAGAUCUAUGCGGUAAAAGCAGAAGUUAAAUCGCACAUAGAAAACCUGCCUGAUGUGUCGAGACUGCCUGACGUUACUGGAGGCUUGGCACCUCUUCCUUCCGCUGGUGAUCUCUUCAGUGUC